AUGAGUCCUCAAGGCAUAAAUCGCAAAAGACCGGCCCCCGGCACCUCGCCCGCCGUGCACCCGCAAUUGGGCCCGAUCAAUUACCCUUCCAACUCCGGCUCGCAGCUCUCGAACGAUCAGUUUCUGCAAUGGGGUCAGAAUCCUGCCUCGAACGUCGUGAACCCCUCCUAUCCCGACACGAACCCCUACAACGCCGCCGCCUAUUCCUCAAACCAAGACGCCCCCGCCUCGACAGCGACUGCAUCUAAUCAACUCGCUCGAAGACAGCCCCAGCCUCAGCCUCCGAACCAGAACCAACAGCUAGUGAGCCGAAAUCGCGGUUAUGAACAAUCACCGACCUCGGUUCCGGAGUCGGGUAACAACACGGGAGAGUCUGGCGGAUGGGGAGAGAGCCUCGACGAGCUUUAUCAGCGGGCGUUGGUCGCGAAGAGAGAUGCGCAGGCGAAGCGAAAGCAGAUUCCUCCAUUCGUGCAGAAAUUGAGCAGUUUCCUCGACGAGUCCAAGAAUACCGACUUGAUUCGAUGGUCUGACGACGGGAAUUCCUUCAUCGUGAUGGACGAAGACGAGUUUGCCAAGACUUUGAUCCCUGAACUCUUCAAGCAUAACAACUACGCCUCCUUCGUUCGCCAACUGAACAUGUACGGAUUCCAUAAAAAGGUCGGGCUUUCGGACAACUCGAUGCGCGCCAGUGAGCGCAAAAAUAAGAGUCCUAGCGAAUACGCGAAUCCGUACUUUAAACGCGGGCAUCCCGAUCUGCUGUGGCUGAUUCAAAAGCCAAAAAAUGCCACGGGCCAGGGGCCGAAGUCUGGAAAGCAAACGGUACGGGUCAAGACGGAGGAGCCUGAUGACAAUGACAAUGAGGAUUACGAGGACGGCGCCGGGCUACCGCGAGACGACCGCGCGCGAAACCGGCAGCUGUCCUUAAUCACCGGGGGGGAACCGAUGCCAAAGGACCAAUUCGCCGGGGUGUAUCGAGAGUUGCAGGCCAUUCGCCAGCAACAGCAGGUGAUCUCCAACACGAUAAGUAAACUACGGAGAGAGCACGAGCAGCUCUACGCGCAGGCAGCCAACUUCCAAGAACAGCAUACGCGCCACGAGAACUCCAUCAAUGCCAUUCUCACCUUCUUGGCGACAGUCUACAACCGCAGUCUUCAAGGAGGGGAGGGACCGCAGAACAUCGCCAACUCUUUUGCCGGAGCCAUCUCCUCGCAAGACCAAGGUAAUGUGGUCGACAUGGGCGACAACUACGCGCUCAGCACGUUGGGCACGUCCAACAUGGGAAGCCCCGGCGGGCAACGAUCGAUGAAGAAACAGCCUUUACUCCUGAAAGCUCCUCCGGCGUCGGAAUCGCAAAGCCGCGCGUCCACUCUUUCGCCGUCCGUGGCUAGCUACGAUCGCCCCCAGCCGCGAGGUCAUAUGCGGCAACCGAGCGCGCAGCGUGGCCAUGUCGAGGAGGUCUUCGACAACAGUCCUCGCCAGGAGGAGGCGCAACCGCACCUGCCCCCGGCGCCGGCGGCGCAGAACCAGCAAUAUCCCCAGCGGGACAUCAUGUCCGUUAUCCAAAAUACCAACGCACGCAACGGGGUCCCGACGAAUUUCUCCGACUUUCCCAACGUGCUGUCCUCGCUUGAAAACUCCGGCGGCAACGUCCCCCUUACUCCCAACCAGCGCGCCGACAUGCUCCGGCUCAUGGCCAACGAAUCCAACACCGGCAACGCCAACGUGCCAGUGCCCCAUAAUAACGCUUUAAUGACACCCACCCCGCCUCCUAUGCCCCAUAACUACUCGAAUCGUCUUGCCAGCACUCGCGCGGAGAUUGACAACCUCGUCAAGAUGCAGGCGGAGCAGGAUCGGUCCGUUCAGAACCUCACAAACCUGCUCCAGCCGCUCAGUCCGACGGGGGCUAUCCCCGGGAUUGGGCCAGACGGCAGCGUCGCCCCUCCGCCAUUGGACCUGGACACGAUAUUCAGCAAUGACUACUUCACCGACGUGGCAGAACUGGAACACAACAAGAACAGCCUCGACUUUGGCAACGCGUCCACCUCAAUGCCCGCCCCCGUAGACCCUCCCACUACAACGGCCGCCGACGACAGCGUCAUCAAAGACGGUAGUGACUUGUUUGACUUUGAUCAUAUCCCCGGAGAUGGAGACCUCUUCGAGGGCCAAGCGCAGCCGCCACAGCAGCAAACACCCGCUUACUACAACGGGUUCGACAGCACCUACGGCGGCGGCGUUGCUCCCGACUCGCAUCUCGGCGUCGGCAACGACUCCGGCCGCAUCGUCGAGACCUUGACGGACAGCGAAGCUACCAGUCCCGCCAACACCAUCGACGAUGGGCAGUGGAACGGCGACGGAAAGGGCAAUCCUGGAAGCGCGAAGCGGCGUCGGAAGGCUUGA
Aspergillus melleus is the source of this 2397-nucleotide messenger RNA. It is a transcript of the gene CTA8, whose product is annotated as Heat shock transcription factor. NCBI's taxonomy places the organism in Eukaryota, Fungi, Ascomycota, Eurotiomycetes, Eurotiales, Aspergillaceae. Gene Ontology annotation, biological process: regulation of DNA-templated transcription. The transcript has 2 exons. Gene Ontology annotation, molecular function: sequence-specific DNA binding; DNA-binding transcription factor activity. The coding region runs from base 1 to 2397 and encodes 798 amino acids. The record is from RefSeq and is a predicted model, not a curated record.